UUCACCCAUUCACAAUCACAUUCACUCUUGUGUUGUGUUUAUGUUCUUGUUGAAUUUGUUUAAAAUGUUUAAAUGAAAAUGUGGACAAUAAUUAUCAUGAACUUUAAAGUGUGCUAUUCAGAAUGAAACUACAAGAAACUCGGUUCUGUCCGUAAACCAGCAAACAUAACGUUUCGACAGCUAUGCAGGCGUCAUCAUCAGGCAUGGCGGGGGUUGUCAACCCCCAUACGGCUCAGAUGAACCAAUUCAAGAGUUACGUCACCAUGUUAGGUGAUCCGGAUCGCAAGGACGUUCACAAGUUGAAAGCCACCCAAGAAAUCAGCAAGCAUUUUGAGAUGAUUCUGAAUUCUGCGCUGUACCAGAGCUUCCUGGACCAUUCUGUGAAUAUUUUCUUGAAAAUACUCGACGAGGGAUAUCCACUAUUUAUUGCUGAAUAUAACCUUCAACAAGUCCGUAAAUUGAUCCUAGAGAUGCUGUACAGACUACCAACAAACGAAACUCUGCGACCCUAUGUGAGACAGAUCCUGUCGCUGAUGCUGAAACUGCUAGAAAUCGACAAUGAAGAAAACGUCCUAGUUUGCCUCAAGAUCAUAAUCGAGCUGCACAAGCAGUACAAACCAAUUUUCACGGAGGAGAUCCUAAAGUUCCUUCAGUUCGUCAAAUCUAUCUAUUCCAAUCUACCAAGCCACAUGAACAAAAUCUUCGAACCGAGACCACCGAUCAAGGUGAAAGAUCUCAGCGAGGUGAACAUCGAGGAGUUGCUCAAAGAGACAUUCACCAUGACCAUCAUCCAAACGGAGACUAGAAACAAAGACGGCACGCUGAGUGCCUACUAUCUAAUACCCAAAGCUGUGCUGAGCCUCAAAGUCCUCCAGGAGCUGCCCAUCAUCGUGGUACUGAUGUACCAGCUCUACAAGCAAAAUGUCCACCAAGAUGUCAACGAUUUCAUCCCCCAUAUUAUGAAUACCAUCACGCUGCAGCCCAGUUUGGAACAGCGCCGGGCUGACUCGUUCAACAAAGAGAUCUUCGUUGAUUUCAUGGGCGCUCAGAUCAAAACCCUGUCCUUUUUAGCUUACAUCAUCAAGAUCUACCAGGAGGUGGUGCAAGAACACUCUUCUAUGAUGGUACAGGGUAUGCUGGGGCUGCUGACACUCUGCCCUAUGGAAGUAGCGCAUCUGAGGCGAGAACUUCUGAUCGCAGCCAGGCAUAUCCUGGCCACCGAGCUCAGGAAUAAGUUUGUUCCACACAUGGAGAGGCUAUUCGAUGAGGAUGUUCUUCUGGGUAGAGGGUGGACCACUCACGAGUCUCUGAGGCCCCUAGCGUAUUCCACGCUUGCAGAUCUAGUACACCAUGUGAGGCAGCAGUUGCCGCUAAGUAAUCUUACCAGAGCCGUUCAUUUAUUCAGCAAGAACGUGCAUGAUGACAGUCUAGCGACGACUAUUCAGACCAUGUCCUGCAAGUUGUUGUUGAAUUUGGUGGAUUGCAUCAGGAUUAGAUCCGAAGCGGAGAACAGUAGCGAAGGCAGGGAAUUGUUGAUGCGGAUGCUGGAAGUGUUUGUGCUGAAAUUCAAAACUAUCGCUAAAAUUCUCAUCGUUAAAUGCGAGCAAAGAAAACAAGAAGCUCAAAACCAACAACAAAAUCCUGUGCAACCACCAGAGCAGGAUGUUAAACCCAAUCCUGCUGAGUUCUUGGAAACUGUGCUAGCAAAUGCUCAGGGUACCCAAACCAGCAAGGAGGAGAAAUCUAAAUUCGGUUUCCCCCAAAACAACAACUACAACGUAGCUGAUUACAGAAGCUUAGUGAAAACCCUAGUUUGUGGCGUUAAAACCAUCACUUGGGGAUGCUCGGCAUGUAAAACGGCUACCGGUCAAUCUUUGGUCCAGUCUAAACAUUUCCAGCCCCACGAAACGCUAGUCUUCGUGAGACUGGUCAAGUGGGCUCUGAAAGCUCUGGACAUAUACACGCUGAACGUGGGGCCUCAGCCGAUCGGUCUUCCUCAGAGAAUGAACCAGCAAAAUAUAAGAACCAAAGAGGAGAAAGAGGUGCUCGAACAUUUCAGUGGAGUGUUCUCCAUGAUGAACUCCCAAACUUUCCACGAAAUUUUCUCCACCACCAUCGAAUAUCUGGUGCAGAGGGUGUACGAGAACCCGACUCUGCAAACGGUGCCCAACACUCUUCUUGCUAAUCCUGCUACUAGUCCGAUCUUCGCCACCGUAUUGGUCGAAUAUUUGUUGGAGAGAAUGGAAGAAAUGGGAUCGAACUUGGAGAGGAGCAACUUGUAUUUGAGACUCUUCAAAUUGGUUUUCGGUAGCGUAUCUUUGUUCCCGCAAGAGAACGAGAACAUGCUCAGGCCUCAUCUGCAUCAGAUUGUCAACAGAUCGAUGGAACUAGCCAUGAGCGCCACGGAGCCGUACAACUACUUUUUGCUCCUGCGAGCUCUGUUCAGGUCCAUAGGAGGUGGCAGCCACGAUCUCCUCUACCAGGAAUUCCUGCCCUUGUUACCCAACCUGCUGGAAGGCCUCAACAGACUCCAAAGCGGCUUGCACAAGCAACACAUGAAGGAUCUCUUUGUGGAGCUGUGUCUCACCGUUCCAGUGAGACUCAGCUCUCUCUUGCCUUACUUGCCAAUGCUGAUGGAUCCCCUGGUGUCGGCGCUGAACGGAUCCCAUGUGCUGAUCAGUCAGGGGCUCAGAACCCUCGAACUGUGCGUGGACAAUCUGCAACAUGACUUUCUUUACGAGCAUAUCCAGCCAGUUAGAGCGGAGCUGAUGCAGGCCUUGUGGAGGACCUUGAGGAACAACGACCAAGUGGCCCAAGUGGCUUUCAAGGUUCUUGGAAAGUUCGGUGGAGGCAACAGGAAGAUGAUGAUUGAACCGCAGAAGCUAGACUACGUGUCGACCGACUUUGAUCCUCCGGCUAUCCUGGCGCGAUUCCACGAUCAAGACCAGCCGCUGGAGUUCCCCGUAUCCAAGGUCAUCGACACGGCUUUCAACGCCUUGAAACAGAGCAACACCGAUCCUUUUUACAGGAAGCAAGCUUGGGAGGUGAUCAAUUGCUACUUAACAGCCUCGAGGAGUCUGGACGAUAACGAGAAUACUCUUAUUAACCUGUUUUUGCACCCUAGUUUCCACGAUCCGGAUACCAUCCCGAAUAUCAAAGGUUCGACGUACAAAUCCAUCCACAAACAAGCUAGGGAAACGCAUCAGACUGCUCUGACGGGCAUGUUCGUCGGUGCUGCUAUAAAGGAGCUUCGCGAAACCGUGAUACCAGCGCUUGUCUCGCUGGUGAGGCAUUAUACCAUGGUAGCGGUCGCUCAACAGUCGGGGGCUUUCGCCUGCACGCCCAAGCCCAACAAGCAAGUCACUUUGGAUCCCUUAGUGUUGGUCGACGCUUUAGCCAUUAUAAUGGGGCACGAGGAGCGCGAACUGUGCAAACCAGGGCACCUGGGCCUAGUCCUAAUCGUGGAUACCGCGUCGACCCUACUUGGCAGCAAGGAAAUGGCCUGCAGACUACCGUUGAUCGAGUACCUGUCGGAAAAAAUGUGUGGUCUGUGCUACGAGCGAGCUUGGUACGCCAAACUAGGUGGAUGCAUCGCCAUCAAGUUCAUGUUUGAGAGGUGCGCCCUCAAAUGGAUCUACGAGCACAUGUUCAUGUUCCUCAAAGCAUUGCUGUUCGUCAUGAUGGACCUGACCGGAGAGGUUUCCAGCGGAGCCUUGGACAUGGCCAAGGAUAACUUACAGAAGAUGCUGGUCGUCUGUGUCACUCCUCCUCCCAAAGGUUCCGACGAAGCGACGAGGGAUUUGCAGAACGAGGCUCUGCAUAAAGUAACGCACGAGCUUGUCAGGCAGGUCACCAGUCCUCAUACUAUGGUCAGGGAACAGUCGAUGGCCUCUUUGAAAUUGCUGGCUGAGAAGCAGAACAAGUCUUUCACUGCUGUCAUGGAACCCUUCAAGGACGUCCUGGCUGAUAUGGUGCCGCCCAAGAAGCAUCUUCUGAAGCAUCAACCAGCUGUGGCUCAGAUGGGGCUCAUGGACGGGAAUAUGUUCUGCACCACUUUGAGUCCUCGAUUGUUCACGAUCGAUAUGAGUAUCAAUGAGCACAGUCUCUUCAUACAGGACCUUUUGUCGAUUUGCAAUACAGAAGACACCAAACUGAACACUUUUUCUUGCUACAAAUCCAUCACAAACUUCAUACCUUUGAGAACGAGCGCUCUGAGGGUGUUGGCAGCUUGUUAUUAUCUCGAAGAAGUUAGAGAACAAAUUUUCCAAGUGCUCUACAAAGCCUUGGAGAAACCAAAUGCGGAGUUGCAGGAAACCGCUUUCGAGUGCAUGAAGAAGUUCAUCUCGGGCUAUGCGGUAGAGAAAGACUUGUUGCAUAAAACUGUUAGGCCCUUGUUGAUGACUUUGGGAGAUGUCAAGAUGCUUACCUUGAAUGGAGUCAAGAUGCUUUCGUAUUUGACACAACUGUUUCCGAAACUUUUCCAAGAGAAAUUGUGCGAACAGCUACUGCAUAACCUCAAAGAGUUGCUGGAGAAUCUGAAGAACAAUUACAAAUCGAACCAGACCACCGGUUUAUCUAAAAAAGGCGAUGAGGAACAGAAAAUCAUGACCAUCAUCAGCAUUUUCCAUCAAACGCCUGCAGCUUCAUCUAGUUUCAUCAAUCAGUUGUGCCAGCUCAUUCUGCAAAGCGAACAAGCGAUGGGAAUCGAAGCGAGCAGCCCGUUCCGCGAAGUACUUAUGAAAUUCCUGCUGCGCUACCCCGCAGACACGAUGGAAAUGUUCCUUAACGACUUCAUCAAAGACAAGCAGUUCAGCAGGUACUUGGAAUUUAUGAUCAAGAACAAGGACGGCAAACCUUUCCGAGACUACAUCCAAACGCAGGGCGUCAAACGUCUCAUUAACAUGUUGCUAUCCAAUUACAUAACCCUGAAGAUGGAGCUGAGCGAGCGCAACGAGCUGCAGUACCAGAGCAUAAGGAUAAUUUCGUUGCUCAUCAAGGCAGACAACCAAUGGUUGUCGACUCAGAAGGAGCUCGUUGAUGCUCUGAGACAGAUUUGGGGCGACGAUGCUUACCAAGAAAGGCACAAGAACGUGGAUCAGCUGGAGUACACCCAUUGGAAGGAACCGAAACUCGUAGUGAAAAUCCUGCUGCAUUACUUCUGCCACCAUCCCACCGACAUCGACUUGCUAUUUCAACUGUUGCGAGCCACUGUCGACAGAUUCAUACCGGAAUUCCAGUUCUUGCGUGACUUUCUACAAAACACUGUGGCUCAGAACUAUACUGUCGAGUGGAAGCGAUCGGCUUUCUUUAGGUUCGUCGAACUGUUCCCCACUAGCGAGAUGUCUCAGGAACUCAAAUCCAAAGUGCUGCAGCUGAUCCUUAUCCCUUGUUUCGCUGUCAGCUUCGAAAGAGGCGAGACGAAUAAAUUGGUGGGAGGUUUGCCGAUGCCGUAUCAAGACAGCAGCGACAACAUCGUGUCGGUAUUCAUCAACAAGCUCAUCGAUCCCGAUAAUCCUUUCCCGUCAGCUGACUGCGUUCGAAUAUCACUCCUGCAGUUCUCCUGUCUUUUAGUGGAGCAAGCGAGUCCGCAUAUCCACGAUCACGAUGCCAACAAUAAGGCGCAGGGUUUCAAGCUGCGUCGCUUGAUGACCUUCGCUUGGCCUUGCCUGCUGGUGGAGAACUGCAUAGAUCCGGCUACUCGUUAUCACGGCCACCUGUUGUUGUCCCACAUAAUCGACAAGUUCGCCAUACACAGGAAGAUCGUUCUGCAAGUGUUCCACAGUCUUCUGAAAGCACACGCAGUGGAAGCGAGAAGCGUGGUAAGGCAGGCUUUGGAGAUAUUGACGCCCUCUAUGCCUUUGAGGAUGGAGGAAGGUAAUACGAUGCUCACGCAUUGGACGAAAAAGAUAAUAGUGGACGAAGGUCACUCCAUGCAACAGCUGUUCCACAUUCUGCAGCUGGUCGUCAAACAUUACAAAGUUUAUUAUCCGGUGAGACACCAUUUGGUUCAACACAUGGUUAGUUCCAUUCAGAGACUCGGGUUCAGCCCUACUGCGACUCUAGAGCACAGGAAGCUGGCGGUGGAACUAGCCGAGGUGAUCAUCAAGUGGGAGAUUUACGGUAUCAAAGAGGACUCGGAAAAUGCAGAGUCUGUGGAGAAUGUGUCCAUCAAAAGACCGGUGACUGAGGACAUAGGCGAGAGUAUUAGAAAGAAGAUGGCUGUGGCAGGACCGUCUGGUACUGUGGCAGUGCCGGUGGUGAAAACUGAGCCGGGCGUCAACAAACCAAUAGACAGAGCCCAUACGGAUACGGUGCUGAAUUUCUUGCUGAGGCUGGCUUGUCAAGUAAACGAACCUGCUGCAGCGACUCCAGCCAAUCCAGCGGGUAACAGUCCCGGCGAAAUCUUGUCUCGUCGCUGCGUGAUUUUGCUGAAAACAGCCCUGAAACCGGAUAUUUGGCCACAUCCUGUCGAUCUCAAGCUAGCUUUCUUCGACAAAAUCCUCACCAGCAUUGAGGCUCCCAAUCCCAACGUUGCCAACAUUUGUACUGCUCUAGAGCUGCUCACGUACCUUCUUACCGUGUUCGGGAAAGAGCAAAUUUUAGCUAGCUUCAAGCCGUUGCAGAGGGGCAUAGGAGCCUGCAUCACUUCUAACAAUAGCAGGAUCAUAAAGCUGGUCCACGGGUUGUUGACCAAGCUGUUCACUCUUUUUCCCAUGGAGAGGUCCAACACUAACUUGAGCUGCAAGUACGAGGAGCUAGAGGUGUUGUAUUCUACGGUGGGAAAAGUUAUCUUCGAAGGUCUGAGCAACUACGAGAAGAAAGAGAACCCUUCCAGUCUCUUUGGAACGGUGAUGAUUUUGAAGGCUGCCUGCUCUAACAACCAUUCCUACAUAGACUUACUGAUAACCUCGUUCAUGCGAGUGUUACAAAGACUGGCGAAAGAACAUUUGCAACCAUCGACUACCACCGAUAAUACUGCUUUGACGAGCGAACUGCUGAUACUCAGUCUGGAUUUGGUUAAGACGAGGGUGGUUGUUAUGGGGGUUGAAAUGAGAAAAACUUUUAUCGGAACCAUUCUAGUAGGUUUGAUUGAAAAGACGCAGGAUAUGAAGGUUAUGAAAGCUAUUGUCAGGAUACUGGAAGAGUGGAUGAAAUGCAAAAAUGUAGUUACCCUAAAUCAAGCUCCUAGUUUACGAGAAAAGUCUAUUUUGCUUGUGAAAAUGAUGCAGUACGUUGAAAAACGUUUCGCAGACGAUAAUGAUCUCAAUGCUCAAUUUUUGGAACUAGUAAAUUAUGUUUAUACUGACAAACAGCUGAAAACUACUGAACUAACCUCAAAACUGGAACCUGCAUUCCUUGCCGGCCUACGAUGUACUCAACCCCAUAUCAGGGCGAAGUUUUUCAAAGUGUUCGACGAAUCUAUGCGAAAAAGACUCCAUGACAGGUUACUUUACAUCGUUUGUUCCCAGAAUUGGGACGCCAUCGGACCCCAUUACUGGAUCAAACAAUGCAUUGAACUCUUACUUGUCACAGCAACAUCAGGAGACGGUAUCAAAAUGUCUCACGAAAGCAGUAUCCUACCCAGUAUUACGUCAGUGUUGAACAACGCGGACAAACAGAAAAAAGAGGAAUUCAGCAGACACCAGUUCCAAAAUCCGGAUUUCUUUGAUUCAUCCGAAAUAAAAGAGGAAGUUUUGGACGUCGACCUCAGUAAUAUCGAUUCUAACCCUUUAGUGGAAGAAAAACCAGUUAUCAGAGAAGAGACGAUCAAAAUGUUGAAGAAGGAUUACGAGUCCAUAGAAGUAGCCAGGAGCAUUACGACCGAUAGGUUCUUGGUAGCUGCUGCUCAGUUAUGUCACAUGGAUACUACUCUGGCUGAACAUGUGUGGCUAGCACUGUUUCCGAAACUAUGGAACAUUCUUGAAGAAGAUCAACGAUGUAUUCUAGCACAGGAAAUUCUACCUUUCAUAACGUCAGGUACACACAUAAUCCAGAAAGAUUGCCACCCUAGUGCCAUAAAUACUUUCGUAGAAGCUUUGUUCCGGUGUACUCCGCCUGUACAAAUAGCUCCGCCUCUGAUGAAAUAUAUCGGCAAGUCGCAUAACCUGUGGCACCGGAUGGCCUUGGGCCUCGAACAAAUAGCCUUCGAUCCAAACUCGAAUUCUAGAUCUGGCAAUACUGCCAACCUUUACGAAUUCGAAGGGGAACCAUCAAAAAUGGAGCUGCUCGACUCCCUGGGCGACCUCUACCACCUGUUGUGCGAGACGGACCUGUGGGCGGGGCUGUGGCAACGCCACGCCCACUACAAGGAAACAGGCGUGGCGGUGGCUUAUGAGCAGCACGGCUUCUACGAGCAGGCGCAGGGGGCGUACAAGGCGGCCAUGGCCAGGCACAAGGCGGACAACGGGGCGGGGCCUGUGCCAGCGCAUGCGCAACGGGAGGUGCUGCUGUGGGCCGACCACUGGAUCAGGUGCGCCAAAGAACUGAACCAAUGGGAGAUCCUGAUGGAGUACGCUAAAAAUGGCGUCUACGACCCAUAUCUCCUUCUCGAGAGCGCGUGGCGCAUCCCCAACUGGGACGCUAUGAAGGAGGCGCUGCAAAACGUCGAGUUCAACUGUCCCAAGGAGCUCGGCUGGAAGAUCACGAUGUACGGGGGGUUCCUGCUGAUCUGCCAGCCGGACGACAGUAAGCCGCUGAAGCUGGUCGAGAGAUACGUCGAGAGCGCGAGUGCUUUGUGUCUGAACGAGUGGCGGAGAUUGCCGCAUAUCGUCAGCCACAUCCAUUUGCAGUACCUGCAAGCGGCGCAACAGAUUAAAAAUAAAACUGGUCCCAAGACUGACCCUUGCGAUACACCGCGUGGUACGUAUCCGUACGCUAAAUGCCAUUUUAGUUAUGUGAGUAGAAAAAUGAACGAACACAUGAAUCAACUGAAUGAAACAAUUGACGAUAAAACAGGUGAUGGAGUUGCAAGAAGCCUACCAGAUCCACAAAGGCCUGAAACAGGGCAACCAGAACUCGUUGCACGACAUGAAAGCCAUCGUGAAGACGUGGCGGAACAGAUUACCGGUGAUAGCCGACGAUCUGGUGCACUGGAACGACAUUUUCACGUGGCGCCAGCACCACUAUCAGGAGAUCGUCAACCAUUACGAGAGGAACAGGGAUGCAGCGACCACCACCAAUUCCAUUCGAUCAUCCAUUUCGGUAAGAUCGCCCGCAAGCACAAACUCACCAACGUCUGUUUGGACUCGCUGAACCGCAUCUACAGCAUCUCCAGCGUGCCGAUAGUGGAUUGCUUCCAGAAAGUGCGGCAACAGGUGAAAUGUUACCUGCAAUUGGCCUCGAUGAACAACAAGAACGAGCUGGCCGAAGGUCUUGACGUGCUGAACCAGACGAAGAUGCAGUAUUUCUCCAAGGAGAUGACCGCGGAGUUCUAUGCUCUGAAAGGCAUGAUGUAUCACUUGAGCAACAAAUCUGACGAGGCAAACAAAACGUUCUCUGGAGCUGUGCAGAUGCACGACGCCUCCACCAAAGCGUGGGCCUUGUACGGUGAUUAUCUGGAGAGCGUCUUCACCAGAGACCAAAGACAAAUCAAUCUCGGAGUGAACGCCAUGGCUUGCUUUCUGCACGCUUGCAGACACCAAAACGAGGCCAAGGCCAGGAAGUAUCUGGCCAAGGUGUUGUGGCUUCUCAGCUAUGAUGACGAUAAAUCUAGCCUGAUGGAAGCCUUGGACAAGUAUUCCGUGGGGGUUCCUCCAAUUUUGUGGUUACCGUGGACACCGCAACUAUUGAACUGUUUAGUUCAAUAUGAGGGCAACGUCAUUCUCAAUUUACUUUGUCAGGUUGGCCGGAUGUUCCCACAAGCGGUAUACUUCCCUAUCAGAACUCUCUAUUUGACACUUCGAACCGCAACUGCUAGAAAAACGAACAGCGUUCAGCUGAUCCUGCAGCAACAGUCGCAGCAAGAGCCACAUCCCACCUCCGACAACCCGUCCAGCAACCAAUCGUCAAGCACCUCGGAGAGCGGCUCCUCGUCCGUCCCCGCUGCCACGCCUACUGCGACCGUGGCCACGCCCACCGCAGCGGAGGCGUCCUCUAUCAAGGCCACGCCCGCUAUGAUCCGGUGCUCGAAGAUCAUGAAGAUGCAGCGUGAUAUCAACACGACGGUGUUGAGCAGUUUGGAGGGGAUUGCUGAUCAGAUGGAAUGGUUCCGCGAAAAUUGGUACGAAGAAGUCCUGAGGCAACUGCGCCAGGGCCUCACCAAGUGCUACGCCAUCGCGUUCGAGAACCGUGAGGCGGUCAACGAGGCCAAAAUCACGCCGCACAUCCUCAACUUCGUCAAAAAGCUCAUGUCAACGUUCGGCAUCGGCGUCGAGAACAUCUCUAGCUCUGCGAAUGCCACUUUUAACUCUGCAGCUUCGGAGAGUCUAGCCAGACGAGCGGAGGCGACCUAUCAAGAUCCAGUUUUCAUAGCAAUGAAAUCGGAGUUUAUGAAAGACUUCGACUUUUCUCAAUCCAACUCGAUGCGACUGCACACGUUGAUUUUCAAACUGAAGAAAUGGAUCAAGAUAUUGGACGACAGGUCCAAGAUGCUGCUGCAGUCCCUCCUCAUCGAAGAAAAAUGCCGUUUCCUAUCGAACUUCACUUUGAAAACGGCUGAAGUCGAGUUGCCAGGCGAGUUUCUCCUACCACGACAUAACCACUACUUUGUCCGCAUCACUCGAUUCAUGCCCAGAGUGGACGUCGUUCAAAAACACAACGCCGCUGCCCGCAGACUUUACAUCAGAGGUCAUAAUGGAAAAAUCUAUCCGUAUCUGGUGGUGAACGAUUCCGGGUUAGCGGACGCCAGAAGGGAGGAGAGGGUUUUGCAGCUGAUGCGCAUGCUCAACUUGUAUUUGGGCAAGCAGAAGGAGACGGCCAGCAGGUUCUUGCACUUCACCGUGCCCAAGGUCGUCGCUAUUUCCCAGCAAAUUAGGUUAGUGGAGGAUAAUCCGGCUUCGGUGUCCUUGCUGGAUAUCUUCAAGAAGGGAUGCACCAAAUUGGGUAUAGAACACGACGAUCCCAUUCAGUAUUACUACGAAAGGUUGGCCCAGGUGCAAAGUAGAGGCAUCAAAGCCAGUCACCAGGUAUACAGAGACAUCCUCAAGGGAGUGCAGCAAACCAAAGUACCGAGAAACAUUUUGAAGCACUGGGCCGUCCAGACUUUCCCUUCUGCCACCGAUUAUUGGCAAUUCCGGAAAAUGUUCACUUUGCAACUGGCUCUGGCAUGUUUUGCCGAGUACGUUUUCCACUUGACUCGACUCAACCCCGACAUGAUGUACCUCCAUCAAGACUCCGGACUGAUGAACGUCGCCUAUUUCAAAUUCGAUGUGGACGAUAGUACAGGCGAAUUAGAUACAACCAGACCAGUACCCUUCAGACUGACACCGAACAUUAUCGAAUUUUUGUCGACGAUAGGGGUGAGUGGUCCACUGACAGCUUCGAUGAUCGCGACUUCGAGGUGUUUCGUCUAUCCCAACUUCAAGGUGUUGGCCAUUCUGAAACCUAUUAUUCGUGAUGAAAUGAUGUUGUCGAGAGCAAAGAAACCGGAAGACCUCACAGGAACGAACCAGGAGAAAGCGAGCGAUGCGGAACAAAUCGUGAAUAUGGUCAAUAAGGCCGUCACUUCGAUCUCUAAUAGACUGACCAGCUUGGCUCAUUUCGAAGGGACUGAUAGCAAGGUGGCGACUUUAGUAGCAGCAGCAAACAGUCAUGAUAAUCUUUGUCGAAUGGACCCAGCCUGGCAUCCAUGGCUGUAAAGUGGACGAAUCUUUUUGUUUAAGUAUUAAUUGAUAGGUGGAUAGGAAGAAGAGUUUUUGAUAUUUUUGUAGAUAAACUUCCUUAAUUUGUGUAUAUUUUGUAUUUAAAUAAUUAUUUUGAGAUACUAAUUGCUUUAAGGGAACAAAACUUUUAUUUGAUCCUGAAAAAAAAAAUUCAACACGAUUCAUAUAGAGUUAGGUGUGGAGAACACGAAAAAGAUGCUGAUUUUUUUC
This is a messenger RNA of Phaedon cochleariae (mustard beetle), 12029 nucleotides long. The record is from the annotation of a GenBank genome assembly. NCBI's taxonomy places the organism in Eukaryota, Metazoa, Arthropoda, Insecta, Coleoptera, Chrysomelidae.